Erigeron canadensis is the source of this 1744-nucleotide messenger RNA. RefSeq names its product 2-oxoisovalerate dehydrogenase subunit alpha 2, mitochondrial-like. Gene Ontology annotation, biological process: branched-chain amino acid catabolic process. The record is from RefSeq and is a predicted model, not a curated record. The transcript has 9 exons. The coding region runs from base 60 to 1547 and encodes 495 amino acids. Gene Ontology annotation, molecular function: oxidoreductase activity, acting on the aldehyde or oxo group of donors, disulfide as acceptor. NCBI's taxonomy places the organism in Eukaryota, Viridiplantae, Streptophyta, Magnoliopsida, Asterales, Asteraceae.
UAACAUACUUGUUCAUUUUCUCUUCUUACUUCUAAAAAACACACCUCUGUUUUUCCAUCAUGGCUUCAUCAUAUUUAUCAAAAUCCAAGAAUAUGAUCAUGCAAAAUUUAAAAUCUAGUAAGUUUCUCAUGUUGGGCAUUAAUAAGCAUACUUCUUUUGCUAGUAAUUCUCCGUUUUCGCGCCAAAUGCUACAUACUAUCUCUUCUAAUUCACCAUUACUUGCUGCUAAAAACUAUGCAAAUUCUUCAAUUGCCUUAACGCGUUCUUUCGAUUUUGUUUAUGGUGGAAGAGGUUCGCAUACUGCUACUAGUAGUGUAAGGCACGAUGAUGAUCAGUUAUCUAGUGAAGGACCUUCAUCCCAACACCUAGAAUUUCCAGGUGGAAAAGUUCAGUUCACUCCAAACCUGACAUUCAUAGCUGGUAGUAAUGAUGAAAGGACCCGUUGUUAUCGAGUGCUUAAUGAAAGUGGCCAACCAAUCAUCGAUAGUAAAUCACUUAAGAUCAGCAAAGAACUUGCGGUCAAGAUGUAUACGGAUAUGGUAACACUUCAAGUUAUGGAUACUAUCUUCUACGAGGCUCAAAGACAAGGAAGAAUAUCUUUCUAUCUGACCACAAUAGGGGAGGAAGCAAUCAAUAUUGCAUCAGCAGCUGCUCUUAACAUGAACGAUUUUAUCUUCCCUCAGUAUAGGGAGCCUGGAGUUCUGUUGUGGAGAGGAUUUACUUUACAAGAGUUUGCAAAUCAGUUGUUUGGAAACAAAUAUGAUUAUGGAAAAGGAAGGCAGAUGCCUAUCCAUUAUGGUUCUAAGAAGCUCAAUUACGUUACAGUGUCAUCAACUGUCGCAACACAGAUAUCUCAGGCAGUCGGUGCUGCAUAUUCCAUGAAGAUUGGAAAACAAGAUUCAUGUGCUAUCACUUAUUUUGGUGAUGGUGGCACUAGUACGGGAGAUUUCCAUGCUGCUUUGAACUUUGCUGCGGUCAUGGAGGCCCCUGUAAUUUUCUUCUGCAGAAACAAUGGAUGGGCCAUUAGUACCCCAAUCAAUGAUCAGCUUAGAAGUGAUGGUAUUGUUGUAAGAGGAAAAGCAUAUGGAAUUCCUAGCAUCCGUGUAGAUGGAAAUGAUGCUCUUGCUGUCUAUUCUGCUGUUUUUGAGGCACGUAAAAUGGCUAUUGAACAACAAACACCAGUUUUGAUCGAGGCCCUCACAUACAGAGCAGGACACCAUUCAACAUCAGACGACUCAACCAAGUACCGUCCAGUUGAGGAAAUAGAAUCAUGGAAAACUGAUCAAAACCCUGUAAAAAGGUUUAGAAAAUGGAUCGAUACUAAAGGCUGGUGGAGCGAUGAGGCUGAAUCAGAACAUCGUAGCAGCAUAAGGAAGCAGUUGUCACAAGCAAUUCAAAAUGCAGAGAGAGUAGAAAAACCUCCGGUUAGGGACAUGUUUACCGACGUAUAUGAUGUUGUACCACAAAAUCUUACUGAACAGGAGGCGUUUCUUAGACAAACCAUCAAAAAACAUGCGCAGGAAUAUCCAUCUGACGUUCCGGUGUAACGAGAUGUCUAUCAUGAACGCGUCUUACUAAUUAUAUUAUAAUCAACUUGUAAUCCAUAUUUACGUAGUCAUUUACUUCUCCAGUUGAAAUCUAUUAGUAACUCGGAUCUUAUGUACACGAUAGUUAGCACUUGUCAACGUUACAUACCAGAAUGUGUGUUUGAAAGAGAAAAUGAAAAAUUAUAGGUUCAUACGAA